CUGCAGCACAGCCAGUAUGAUAAAAAUAAAGUGUUUUUAACAUUAAAUCAUGUAAACAUGUUCUAGUAGAAACCUAAAAUACAAGUAUGCACCUGAUAACAUAGUAGGUCCUCUUUAACUAUCCAUUUUAUUUUCCAAGUGCUAUGAAAUUAUUACAUAACACCUUGACAUUUUAUUGGUUUAGUGAGUAAACUUCACAUCAAAAGUCUCUUGUUCUGGUCAAAGCCCCACUCUUGUGUUUGCAAGCCUCUCAUGCUUUGAUAACCAUCUAAUCCCCUCACUGUGACUCUCACAUGAUGAAGAAAUCCCACGGCUCGCAGCCGCCACAGGCUGAACACACUGCAUGGUUUCUCCACCUCAGCUCACAUGCUCCUCUGUUGCGAAUGCUCCAUUUCAGCUUGUGUCAUUCUGACCAGCUAAAAGCACGGGGAGAAUCGUCUCCAACAUGAGGAGAUAUUUCUUGAUUGAAAGGAUUUCUUUGCCGUGGUCGAGGAGGGCCACCGCGCAGGAUGAGUCCAGUCCGCUCAUACCAAAGGCAGGCUCUGCUAAAGAGGACGCUGAGGAGCUCGGCAAUGUCACCACUGAGUUUCACCAAGCAGGGCCCAACGGAGAGGACAACAGCCCCGUAUUUGCAAGCAUCCAACCCCACUACAGAUACUCUUGUAUGGACUAUUUCCUAAAAUACUUCCUGUUCCUAUGCAAUCUGGUGUUCACAGUUCUGGGCCUGGUGAUUCUCGGUCUUGGGAUGUGGGGCCUCAUCAGCAAAGAGUCGUUCGCUCAGGAGAAGAUCGGCAGCAUCGGCACCGACCCGAUGCUGAUACUUGUGACUCUGGGCUUUGUGCUCACUAUGCUCUGCCUGUCCGGCUGCAUGGGCGCAUUAAGAGAGAACUGCUCUUUACUGAAGCUGUUCUCUGCCGCGGUGCUGGCGCUCAUCACAGCCCAGGUGCUGGCCGCCAUCAUGGCCUACACUCUACAAGGUCAGGUUGGAGGAUACCUGCGGGCAGGGAUGUUAGCCGCCAUGGUGCGCUACCAGGAUGAUCUGGAUCUGAGGUUCAUCACGGAUGAGAUUCAGACAAAUCUGCAGUGCUGUGGGGCAGAUAACUACCGUGACUGGGAGCUCAACAUAUAUUACAACUGCUCAUCUCCAGGAGUGCUGUCCUGUGGCGUCCCCGCGACAUGCUGCGUGGAUCCUUUGGAGAACGGCACCGUGUGGAACUCUCAGUGUGGUUUAGGAGCCCAGCUGCUGGAUGAGUUUAGUGCUCAGAGCGUGAUCUUCCUGGGCGGCUGUCUGGGGGGGAUGUCUCGCUGGAUCGAGCAGCACGAGGGCCUGAUAGGGACCAUUGCAAUCGUCGUACUGGGGGUCCAGAUUCUGACUCUGUUUAUCACAACACGACUGUUAGAGAGCAUCCAGUGGCAUAAACUUUACAUGUAACGUGGGAUUAUGAAUAUAUUGUGUGCUGAUAUUUAAUGUAUGCUUUUGGAUGUCCACCUUGUUUCUCAUUUGUAGUAAACAAACCCCGAAACCAUGAGAGCAAAAAUCUUGUUUUUAAGGAAGCAAAUUUCAACUAGGGAUGUCAAUCGAUUCAAAUAUUGAAUUGGGAUUAAUCGAAUGAUUGUCCAUAAUAAAUUUUGAUUAAAUGCAAGUUAAUCAAAAUGUUCAAAAUGUACCAAGUAUUUAAUACUCUUAUCAACAUAUCUUCAUAUUUACCAUUAUAUUCACAUUAGAGUGGUAUCAUUCUUCUCAUGAAUUACUCUCUGAAUUCACAUACGCUACUUUUUUUCUUUAAAGGGACAAAAAAGCAUCCUAAUGGGAAUUAUGUAAUGUUUCAAACACAGCAUGGUUUAAAGGUCUAUUUUUAUGAAGACAGAUAUUUAAAAAAAUAAAUAUAAAAAACACAUCCAUAGAGCUUUUAGAAAGGUGCAGAAUAAAAUUAUGUCUUUUUCUAAAAAAAAUAUUAUGAUUGUGAAUUAAUCU
This is a messenger RNA of Sebastes umbrosus (honeycomb rockfish), 1975 nucleotides long. RefSeq names its product tetraspanin-10 (gene tspan10). Gene Ontology annotation, cellular component: membrane. The transcript is spliced from 3 exons. The record is from RefSeq and is a predicted model, not a curated record. The coding region runs from base 446 to 1432 and encodes 328 amino acids. NCBI's taxonomy places the organism in Eukaryota, Metazoa, Chordata, Actinopteri, Perciformes, Sebastidae.